GUUGUUAUUGAUUUCAUCGGUCUUGUUGUUGCACACAUGCUGUUUCAGUUCUUCUAAGAAAUUUCCUUUUUUUCUUCUAUUUGAUAUCCACAGCAAUAGAAAUAGGAAAGCAAAUACAAAUCUGAAUUUCCUGAAAAACAAAAAGUUCCUAACACUCUCAGGAAUUGCGUUUUCAGAGUAUUAUUAAUAAUAACUAAGCUUAAGGGUUUCAGAAAUUUUCGCUCGUCCUGUUUUCUUUCUUUUAUGUGGGGUUUUGUUUUAUUUUGUUCCUUCUGGUGUUUACUAGUUGUCUAAUCAAGAGUCUGAAAGAAGAAGAAGAAGACGACGAUGAUGCAGUACCUAAUUCCAGAACCGAAAACAAAAGAGAUAGUGUUUGAGAAAGCGUUACCAUCUGAUGGUGCUUCUACUCUAACAGAAGUUAAAAAGUUAAGCGCUAAGCGUAAAGCGAUCGAGGAAUCUGUUAACAGAACCAGCAAUCUCACUGAUGCCAUUGCAAAAGAGAAAAACAGAGCACUAACCUCUGUUUGUGAGCAAGAUCUCCAAAAACUUGGACAAUACCUUCCAUUACUCUUCAACUUGGUGCAUUACGCUGAUAAGCUUCAAAGAGGGGUUUCAGGUCUCAAGAUAAGAUGGAGCAGUGGAUUGAUCUCGCAGACCUUGAUUCAGCGUAAAUGUCCGAAAUUCUUCCAAGUCGAUAACAUAAUGUUCGAGCUUGGAAUGGUACUUUUCCUUUACGCAGUUAAGCUCAGGGAGAGAGCGAUGGAGUUAGCAUCCUCAGAUAUUAAGACAUCGGUAAAACUUUACCGAGAAGCAUCUGGAGCUUUCCAUCAUCUGUCUCAUGAGCUUCUUCCUUCUUUACAACCUUUGUUGCCUCCAGGGAAGCUCCCUGAGCUAACUCCUCCGCUUUGCACCUCCUUGAGCCUCCUCUGUUUAGCUGAAGGUCAGGCUGUAACUACGAAGAACGCUGAAGAAAGCGGAAAAAGCGCAAGCCUAUUGUCGAAACUGCAUUACGGUGUUACACAAAUGCUUUCUGAAGUAUGUGCUAAUUUGUCAUCUAGAGCCAAUGGAGAAUGUAAAGACUUAUCGUCACGCUUUCUCGAAUAUGUUGCAACAAUGAGAGCUUUACACGAGCUAAAGAGCCAAAAACACUUUGCUGAAGUGCUGGAAUCCGAAGAGAGAGUAGGUGAAGCGAUUGGGGUUCUCCGGCGUGCAUUAGCAGCGGCGAAGAAGAGUAAGCCAUCGAAAGAAGACUCAUGGAUAUCGAUAUUCAAGAAAGAGAGAGAGGACGUAACCAAGAUUUUGGCUAAGUAUGAGAAGCUAAACGAGGUCAUAAUACUACAGAAGAUACCUGUAGAAACAGAGUUGCCUUUUCCAAAAGGUGAAAAGAUUGUUAAUCUCAUUCCUUACACUCCCACAAGAUUGGAACAACAGCUUCGAUUUAAGUUAUAG
This is a messenger RNA of Eutrema salsugineum, 1449 nucleotides long. RefSeq lists its product as uncharacterized. The record is from RefSeq and is a predicted model, not a curated record. The transcript is spliced from 6 exons. Lineage: Eukaryota; Viridiplantae; Streptophyta; Magnoliopsida; Brassicales; Brassicaceae. The coding region runs from base 328 to 1449 and encodes 373 amino acids.